GACUUUGCAGGCGACUCCCCUGCUCUCUCUCUCCGUGAGCACUGUUUCCUGGAGGCUGACAAGGCUCUGGCACGUGAGCACUGAUUAAUGGGCCCCUGAUUUAUGUUUAACCAGCAGGGUCGUAUGAAUAGAGCCGGUAGGCUGGGUCUGUCCACUGUCUGCCUGCAACCCGACUUCAGCUCACACCGGAUCUGCAGCAAGAGCUCUCUGCACACCUCUCUUACACACUUUCCAAUUCAAUCCACACUCUCUCUCUGCAUCUCUCUCUCAGUCGCUCUCUCUCUCUAUCUCUCUCUCACUCUCUCUCUCUGAAUAACCUCCCCACCUCUCAGCGUCUCUCUCUCAGACACACACUCUUACCCUCUGUCUCUCUCUCUCUGUCUCUCUCAUUCUCUCUCUGAAUAACCUCCCUACCUCUCAGCGUCUCUCCUCCAGAAAAGCGGUGUCUGCAGACGGAGAAAAAGAACCCCAGUGACUCUUCUGUUUUUGUUGCUUUUUGGGGAUCACCAGAAGUCCUUGGCUGCUUUUUCUCUUCUCUCUCUCACUCUUUCUCUCUUCUCCUUUCCUCCCUCCAUCUCUGCUCCACUGGUUGUGAAGCGUAGGAGGGGUCGGUGAGUGCGUUUUUUGGAAUCCCUCCCACAUUCUCGGAGGGCGGUCAUGGGGGAGAGCAUGGAAUUCGAUAAGCCGGAGAAGAGGUACUGUAUUCGGAGGAAGCACGCAAUCCUGAUCUGCGCUGCGGUGGUGGUCACAGCCGUCGCCGUGGGGCUCGGGGUGGGGCUCAGCCAACCCUCCUCCUCCUGUGAGGACCCCUCCAAACCCACCCCUCUCCCCCCGACCCCCAACCCGACUGAACCCACCGACCGCGGCCCCUGCCUGCCCUCCCAGGACACCAACGGUGAGUGGACCCAGUUUCGCCUGCCCACCUACAUCCGCCCGACCCACUACAACCUGCACCUGGAGCCUGACCUGGACUCAGACACCUACACUGGCACCGUCUCCAUACACCUGGAGGUCUCCAAGCCCACCCAGCACCUGUGGCUGCACAUACGGGAGACGUUCGUCCGCUCCCUGCCCAGGCUCCAGCGGAGGAAGGGCCAGACUCUGGUGGAUGUGUCUCUGAAGAGCUGCUUCGAGUACCGGCCGCAGCAGUACGUGGUGGUGCAGGCGGCCGAAGAGCUGACGGCCAACGGGCCUGACGAGGCCUACAUCCUCACGCUGGACUUCCAGGGCUGGCUCAACGGCUCCCUGGUGGGCUUCUACAGGACCACCUACAUGGAGAACGGAGUGCUGAAGAAAAUUGCUGCCACCGACCAUGAACCCACCGACGCCCGGAAAUCCUUUCCCUGUUUCGACGAACCGAACAAAAAAGCCACCUACAAAAUCUCAAUUACCCAUGACACUGCAUAUGGUGCACUGUCCAAUAUGCCAGUAGAGAUAACAGAACAACUGGCUGGCAGUAAGAACAAAACUUCUUUCAGGCUGUCGGUUCCAAUGAGCACCUAUCUGGUGUGUUUCGCUGUGCACCAGUUUAAAUAUGUGGAAAGGUUCUCAUCAAAAGGUGUUCCUUUGCGGAUCUACGCACAACCCUUACAGAUUGCCACGGCGGAAUAUGCAGCCAACGUCACCAAGAUUAUCUUUGACCACUUUGAAACCUAUUUCAACAUGAAUUACUCCCUUCCCAAGCUAGAUAAGAUCGCUAUCCCAGAUUUUGGGACCGGAGCCAUGGAAAACUGGGGUUUAAUCACCUACAGGGAAAACAACCUCUUGUAUGACAAGGAUGAGUCAUCAUCCUACAAUAAGCAACGAGUCGCCAGCGUCAUCUCACACGAGCUGGUGCAUCAGUGGUUUGGGAAUAUCGUCACCAUGGACUGGUGGGAUGACCUGUGGCUGAACGAAGGCUUUGCCAGCUUCUUUGAGUAUGUGGGUGUUGAGGAGGCAGAACCCACCUGGAACAUGCGUGAUAUCAUGAUCAUCGAUGACGUGCUGCCCGUCAUGGUGGAUGAUGCGCUUCUCUCCUCCCACCCCAUCAUCGUGGACGUGUCCACACCCGCAGAGAUCACCUCAGUGUUCGAUGCCAUCUCCUACAGCAAGGGGGCAUCAAUCCUGCGGAUGCUGGAGGACUGGAUGGGGCGGGAUAAGUUCAGGGAUGGAUGUCGGAAAUAUUUACAAGAUUUUCAGUAUAAGAAUGCCAAAACUGCAGACUUUUGGAGGUCUUUAGCAGAGGUUAGCAACCUGCCUGUGGAAGACAUGAUGGAUACCUGGACCAAGCAGAUGGGGUAUCCUGUUCUGAGUUUGUUGACUGAGGGCAGCAGCGCUACAUUAACACAGAAGAGGUUCCUGCUGGACCCCAAUGCCAACCCUGCUGAACCCCCCUCUCCAUUCGAGUACAAGUGGACCAUCCCUGUACAGUGGCAUUCUCUGGGCAGCCAGAACAAUGACACUAUCAUAUUCAACAAGAGCCAGUCAGUGCUAACGGUGGUUGGCUAUGACGGUACCACGGACGGGCUUCUGAAGGUGAACAGAGACAACAUGGGCUUCUACCGAGUCAAUCACCAUGACACCAUGUGGAAUACAAUCAGCCAACAUCUGAACACAAACCAUACGGAAUACAGUGCUGGAGAUCGAUGUGGCUACAUCGAUGACUUGUUCGCCUUGGGCCGGGCGAACAUCGUUGACUACGGAAAUGCUUUCAACUUGACCCGAUACCUGAGUAAGGAGGAGGAGUACAUUGUGUGGAGCCGGCUGUCCACCUCCAUCUCCUACGUACGGAGUAUGCUGAUGGACGACAAGGACCUCUACCCCAAAUUCCAGACAUAUUUCCGUGAGCAAGUGCAGACCAUCUCUAACAGUCUGGGAUGGCAAGACACCGGAGGCCAAAUAAGAAGGCUCCUGAGAGAGACGGUGUUGGGCAUCGCGUGUCAGAUGGGGGACAUGGGGGCUCUUGAGCAGGCCUCAACUCUGUUUGACCAGUGGAUCCUCCAGGGCACCAGAGUGGGCGUUAACCUACGGCUGCUGGUGUAUCGGUAUGGGAUGCAGAAGUCUAGCUCGGUGGACCAGUGGAAAGUCAUGUUCCAGCGCUACCUGGACACCACGCUGGCCCAGGAGAAGGACAAGAUCCUCUACGGCCUGGCCUCUGUGGAGGACGUCAAUCUGCUCAGCCAGCUGCUGGAAGCUUCCAGAAAUGAGAGUUUGGUGCGAAGCCAGGAUGUUUUCACACUGAUCCGAUAUGUGUCCCUGAACAAAUACGGCAAAACCAUGGCCUGGGAUUGGAUGACGCUGAACUGGGAAUACCUGGUCAACAGGUUCACCAUCAACGACCGCAACCUGGGCCGGCUGGUGUCCAGAAUCACCACCAACUUCAACACAGAACUGCAGCUGUGGCAGAUGCAGCACUUUUUUGAGCGGUACCCUGAAGCGGGUGCUGGAGAGACGCCGCGGAAACAGGCCCUGGAGACGGUGAAGAACAACAUCGAGUGGGUGAAAACCAACAAGGCCGAGAUCCAGACUUGGCUAAACAGCAACGUGGCUUAGCAACCGCAACCAUUCACGUCAAGUGGGCGUAAUGGAAAGCCAUUCCGUGUUGAACCGGAGCUGUACAUACAUGUGUGUGAUAUCGUAUUUAUAAUGUCAUGUUCAGGGAAUAUUUGAAACAUUCACUUCAGACACAUUUCUUCUGGUAAUUUCAGUAAUAAUGAUAAUAAGUCAUAAUAAAUGAGAUAAUGUCAUAAUUUAGAUAAGAACUUCAUUAUUUGUAUUUUUUCUUUUUGAUGUUAUAUUACUCGAGGUACGCGAAAACACAGUGUCAUUAUGCUGAGCAGAAUCCAGAGACUGCUGAGUUUGGAAGUAAAUCCUAUCCUGUGGGUAGCAGGGCCACAUACAUUUUUGCAAGGCUGGUUUGCCUCGGUGGAAAUUAUGAGUUAUUGAUCUUACACAAGCAGAAUGCAUUAAUUACGAAAGAAUAAUACAGAAUAAUACAGAAUUCCGUUAUGUGAGCAUGACCAUGAUGGUGUGAAAUGGCUCUGAGAUUCAGAUGUUGGUGGUGGACAUACUCUCUUGUGCGUACUUCGUUACCUCUCGGGGAAAGAUGAGUCUUUGUUUCUGUCUGUUUCUUUUCCAUAAAGAUUUAGUGUAUUUUUAUAAAUGAGAUUUCCAACUAAUGCAAAGCCAAUUGUAACUUGUAUACUGUAGUUUUGUAAAAUCUUGGAUGGUGAUAAAUGUGUUUUUGAUAAAAGAAAAUAAAAAUGGGAAAGUUGUUUAUAUUCUUGGCAAUUAAGUUUAACCCUCGCUCAUAGUCAUACACACACACACACACACACACACACACACACACACACCCAAACACACACUGUGGAUAGU
This is a messenger RNA of Conger conger (European conger), 4356 nucleotides long. RefSeq names its product glutamyl aminopeptidase (gene enpep). Bases 658 to 3531 code for a protein of 957 amino acids. Gene Ontology annotation, cellular component: cytoplasm. Lineage: Eukaryota; Metazoa; Chordata; Actinopteri; Anguilliformes; Congridae. The transcript is spliced from 20 exons. Gene Ontology annotation, molecular function: peptide binding; zinc ion binding; metalloaminopeptidase activity. The record is from RefSeq and is a predicted model, not a curated record. Gene Ontology annotation, biological process: peptide catabolic process; proteolysis.